CCCCACAGCUCAGUGGCAGAGCAUCUGCUUUGCAUGCAGGAAGUCCGAGGUUCAACCCUGGCAUCUCUAGGUAGGGCUGGGAAACCUGGCCCCUCUAUCUGAAACCCUGGAAAGGUGCUGUCGGUCAGUGUGGAUGAUAGUGAACUAGAUGGACUCUUGGUAGCCUCUGCUUCUCCAGGCUUCAGGACAAUUUCAUGACCUCCCUUGCUAUCGCUACACCAACAAUUGGGCUCUCAGCAUCUCACAGAGCAUAAUUUCAUCCACCACCAGGAUUGGUGCCUUGCAUUUUCCAAACUUCCAGCAUCUCAGGAGACAGACGGAGAAAAUGAGAGCAACCAGGCUCUAAACUAGUUCGCAUGAGACAGACUUUACCUCUGAUUUCCAGAUGUACCUGGAACUUUUGGCCACCUAGCUUGAAAAGCCCACGGGAUACACUGUAACUGGAACGUCCUGGAAAGAUCUGAGGCCUCGAGAUGGCAGCUGUUAUUCCUUCGGAGGAGGUGGUGAUGGUGGUUUUGGGAAAGCACUCGCCUGAGAGGCAGGUGGCCCGAAGUCUCUCGCAAGAGCAGAGCUCCGAGGCUACCCUGCCAUGGGAUCGAGCCUGCCAUGGUUUGACUUGCAAGACGGCGAUGCUCGAGGCGUUGGGCAGCGACACAAGGCCUAGUCCUGAGGGAAGCUGGGGAGAGGCCAUGGUGGGGCUAGAUGCAGACAGUGAGGCUCUCCUCGGAGCUCCCGCCAGCGAGGAGGAGGAAGAAGAGGACAGCAACAGGAUGCCUGUGACGGCAGCUCAUGUCUUUGUCCCCAUUGACCCCUACUGCAUCGACUGCACGCCGGUGGCAACUGAUGACAGGAAGCAGCAGCCAGAAUCUGAGGAGGAGGAAGAGGAGGAGGAGAUGGUGCGCUGCGAGAAGAAUCUUCUCCAGCUGGAGAACCAGAACUUCAUCUCCCGCGCCUACUCAGCCCGCUUUGACGACUUGCCCAGCGACGAGGGGAAGCAAGCCAAGACGUGCGCGGAGAGGCUGCCCUGCCUGCAGAACGGCAGCUGUAGCUCGGCCAACCUCAAGGCUGUGGCCUCCAUGGCUGGGGCCACCAUCAUUUUCCCCUGCCUGAUCUACGGCGCGUACGUCUUCCUGCCCUUUGACGCCCCUCUAUUGCCGACCAUGAGCUCUCGCCUGGUCUACACCCUUCGCUGCGGGGUCUUUGCCACCUUCCCGAUCGUUAUAGGGAUGAUUGUGUAUGGGGUCUCCCGCCUCUGCUUCUCCUCCUUGCAGCCUUUUGGGGAGCUGCGCAGGGAAGUGGAGAUCCACCGCCAUUAUGUCUCCCAGUCGGUCCACCUCUUCAUCCUGUACUUCUUCAACAUUGCAGUCCUCUCUACUUACCUGCCCCAGGAAGCCCUCAAGCUCAUCCCUCUACUGACAGCGCUCUUUGCCAUUUCACGGCUCCUCUACUGGCUGGCCUACGCCAUGGGCCGCUCUUUCCGUGGUUUUGGCUUUGGCCUGACGUUCCUGCCUCUCUUCACCAUGCUCCUGUUCAACCUCUACAGCAUGUUUAUCAUGGACCCGGAGGACAUGUUUGUCAUGGCAGGCAGUGGCGAGAAGGAGCAGCGGCUGGCCUCCAAGCCUUCAUUCUGGGGGUGAAAGAAGAAGCAGGCGGGGAGGGAAAAGACCUCUGGCCUGGCCCCUCUGUUGGGUGGCAGAUGUGCUGCCUUCACCUCUGGUCAAGAAGGGGAGGUGAAUUGGGCCUUGACCUAAUGGAAAUAUGAUAGAAUCAUAGAAUAGUAGAGUUGGAAGGGGCCUACAAGGCCAUCGAGUCCAACCCCCUGCUCAAUGCAGGAAUCCAAAUCAAAGCAUUCCUGACAGAUGGCUGUCCAGCUGCCUCUUGAAUGCCUCCAGUGUCAGAGAGCCCACCACCUCUCUAGGUAAUUGGUUCCAUUGUCAUAUGGCUCUAACAGUUAUGAAGUUUUUCCUGAUGUCCAGUCGAAAUCUGGCUUCCUGCAACUUGAGCCCAUUAUUCCGUGUCCUGCACUCUGGGACGAUCGAGAAGAGAUCCCGGCCCUCCUCUGUGUGACAACCUUUCAUGUACUUCAAGAGUGCUAUCAUAUCUCCCCUCAGCCUUCUCUUCUCCAGGCUAAACGUGCCCAGUUCUUUCAGUCUCUCCUCACAGGGCUUUCUUUCCAGUCCCCUGAUCAUCCUCGUUGCCCUCCUCUGAACACGUUCUAGUUAUACAGACCCUCAGGCCUCACUGACUGCUGGGGUACUGCCCCCCUUCCUGGAUGAGCUGCAGCCCUGACAUUUGGGGCACCUGAUGGGCAGGGCACCCUCUCCCUCCAUUACUAGACAAAUCUGAAAACAUUUGCUCCCCUUGUCUUCAAAAUGGGGGCCAAAUUCUACCCCGCAGGUAUUUGAGCUAUUCCAUAUUAGCUACAAAGAUGAAAUGUGGAGCGCAGGCAGCCCGAGACCCCCGUGUUGUUUGAGAAGUCCGAGGGGGGGCAGCAUUUGUAAGUCACUGUCUCCUGAAAGUGGGAGGAGAUUAGAGCACCCACAAAUGGUUCAAGGACGACCAGGCUGCUGAAAUCUCAUUGUCCCAACUCCUAGGAAAAUCUGGAAGUGGAACCGGCUGCAGCCACCAAAGUCUGAACCAGGAAGUUAGCCUCGUCAAAGGGCAGCAUCCCAGUCCAAAGUAAGCCAGACCAGAGGACCUUUGGGCAACGUGGCUUUUGUUGCCUCAGAGUUUUGAGAUGACGUGCAGCCAGGAACCAUGCCUGCUUCCAGAAUGCUUCCCUUGCUGGCAUGUUAUUAUAACAAAAAAGACUGCAUCAGCUGGCAACAGCUCUGCAGAAGCCUCUUCCCAGGCUUUGAUCUUUUACAGGCUGAUGUCGUUUAUGUCGGUGGACCCUGUUCUCUAGAGUUACAACUGCUCCUUAUCUCUGUCUCUGAAUGUGAAGGCCUUUAAACUGGACUAGAACACUCAACUUUGGAUAAGUAACUCAUACCACAACAAACCUUUCAAAACCACACAGCCAUUUUGGUGAUUAUACAAUGAAACUAAAACCACUUGUUACGCAAGUAAAUGGGUAUAUUUCAUUGGCACCUUGGCUAUCAUUCUCAGCCACCGUGUUUGCCUUACAAGCAGUCCCCUCUGAUGAUCCUCCCAGGGUAGCAACUGUGCGUCACUGCAUAGGUUUCCUGCCUUGAGUUGAUUUCUCCCAACCCAAGUGGGCGUGGCAGGCAGAUUGGGAAAUGACAAACAGCAAUCUCAUCUGUGUUGAUCAGGUCAGAAAUGCAACCAUGGGGUUGUAUUCAACUAUGUCCUACUCUGAGUAGACCCACUGAAAUGCAUGAACCUAAGUUAGUCUUCUCUAUUAACUUCAGUAGGUCCACUCUGAGUAGGACCAGCAUUGAAUACCACCAUUUUAAGUGGCAUUUGACCCUGGAAAGGUUAAGAAAAAUAUAUGGGGGAUUUGUCAGCUGAAUGUUAGCAACAUCACCAAAUAAAAACAAUAUACACAUAUGUGACAAAAUUAAAACUUUGGUGCAGGAGGCUGUAACUCUCAGUUCAACUAUUUUUCUGUUGUGAUGUGAGACACUUUAUACUAAUAAAAUGUGAUGAAAUAGUG
Molecule: messenger RNA, 3616 nt
Organism: Rhineura floridana
Lineage: Eukaryota; Metazoa; Chordata; Lepidosauria; Squamata; Rhineuridae
Gene: TMEM79
Product: transmembrane protein 79
Exons: 4
Coding region: 474-1637 (387 amino acids)
Biological process (GO): regulated exocytosis
Cellular component (GO): lysosomal membrane; trans-Golgi network membrane
Source: RefSeq, a predicted model, not a curated record